UAUGUAACAGUUCGCGUUUACUCGGUAAAUGUUUUGCACUGUGAUAUGGAAGCAUAUAUUAGUCCAGAAAAAUAUUCAUACUUGGAAAACGUAUGUGUCCUUCUUCAAGACAAAGGAACCAAAGAGCCUUACAAAGACUACUCAUCUCUCCCUCCAAUUGUUCAAUGGUUUGAUGUGCUGGAAAGCAGUCUUAUUAAAGAUGAUCCCUUCAAGACGAAUAUCGGAGUCAGUAAUUACACCGUGCUGGUCCCCCAUGUAUUAAAGCUCCUACGGUUCUGUUUCCUGACAAGGAGGGAUGUCCCCACCAUAACACUCCUUAAUUACUUGGCAGAGGAACCACACAAGUUCAUUGACAUCAUCUGGAGAGGUGUAUCAGAAUUGGCAUUUCAUGAUCCUAGUCAGUAUAAAUCAUUCCUUGAACAACUUGUAAAUCAGGUGAAGCAGCUUCACAAACUGAAUGCUAAAGAGGUGCUACUCGAAUAUCUCUUGUUUGUCUUACAUCAAGGGGAGGUCACUGAGGCCAAGUAUCUUCUCACUAAUAUUCCAAAGCAGAAACGUGUUACAGUAACUGAGUACACCAAACAGGUAGACAUUUUAUGUAAGGCUUAUCAUGGUCUGGUGUUUUAUGUGGAGUGGAUGGUGGCUAAAAAUAGAAAUCAGAGACUCAAGGACUUAGGUGAUCAGUUGGAUGAUGACGUCAGCAAUAACUAUGAGGACCUAAUGAAGACAUGUGCUGACAAGGCCAUUAACUGUUUUGAUGUGCUGAAGUCAGGACAGGGAGUAUGGGAUAUAUUCAUCACAAAGCAAGUGGAGAUAUUAGAAUACUACUGUAAACUGGAGGAGGCGGGGGACAUUUUACAGGCCUACAAACAACAAAACAAGGAUAAUCCUAAUGCUCACAAGUUUUUAUAUCACUUUGCUGUCCACCAUAAUUGGCCAGUGUUUACUAGAAUCAAUCUGUUGAAGGAUCUUGCAGAACAUGUACCCUCAGACCCUUUAGUGAUUGAUCUUUGUGAAUUAUUAAUACAAGAAGACAAAGCAGCAGAUGCCUUUUGUCACCUUUUUGAUCUGUUGGAUGAUGGCAGCUGGCAGUUUGAACUACGACCCUGGAAACUGAUAUCAAAUCUACUGACCUCAGAUGUGAAAAGUGAUAAUAUGAUUGAAGAAUGCAUGAAGUAUCGGGUAUCAUGGUGGCCUCAGUAUCAUUUCACAUCAACACACAAGAGUUCCUCACAACUCUGUCUCCACAAGGCAGUCUGCUGUCUUAUCCUAUUUCCUGAGAAUACCGGUUUUCUGGAGAGUGUAAAGGGCUUACUUUCAGCAGAGGAAAAGAAACAACUUUCAUCUGCCGAGGAAAGAUUGAAGAUUCUUUCUGAAGUCACGUGACUUGAUUGGUCACCCAUGACUGUAAAUGCUCAUAGCAUGUUACCAAAAAUAUGCAACCACAAGGCAUAGAAAGUUAAUGUUAAGAUUGUAUUGUUUUAUUCCAGUCAGUCACUGAAUGUUCUAGACAAAAAAAAAAUGUCUUCUCAGAAUACUACAUGUAAGCAUGCAAUUUCAUCUGAUGCUGUUUAAUUUUACUAGUAUGUUAUGUAGUAAUUAGACAGGAAAGCUAUAUGUGGGAACUGACUGCUCAAAGCUGCCAUGUUGAGAAAUAAAGUUAUUGCACUUGCAUGGACUGAGAUCUCUAUUGUGAGAAUAAAAUUACUAGUUCUCUCAAUACAUUGUAUAUCUAUGUUCAACACAAAAUUCUUUGCAUAAAAAUA
This is a messenger RNA of Saccostrea echinata, 1766 nucleotides long. RefSeq names its product TATA box-binding protein-associated factor RNA polymerase I subunit A-like. Gene Ontology annotation, cellular component: RNA polymerase I transcription regulator complex. Gene Ontology annotation, biological process: transcription by RNA polymerase I. The record is from RefSeq and is a predicted model, not a curated record. The coding region runs from base 46 to 1386 and encodes 446 amino acids. NCBI's taxonomy places the organism in Eukaryota, Metazoa, Mollusca, Bivalvia, Ostreida, Ostreidae. The transcript has 12 exons.